GUUAGUUCUAACAACGCUUGCAGGGAGGACGACUCAACACUUAACGCUGACCAGUCCUUCUGUUCUGCAGGAGCUGAGCCUUUGAGGCCAACAGGCUUUGGUCUGACCUUCCUUCCAGCCUGGAACAUGGACACAGCUGCAGCCGUGAGUCUUCUGGCUCUGCUCGUGGCAAUGGCUGGCAUCACUCACGCUCUUCACAUCUCAGCCGGUCUGGAAGAAAGUGACAUCCUGCCAGGGAGCUCAGAGGAGAUCAUAGCCGACCACAUGUUUGGGCUGGAGAGUCAAAACCCAGACAACAGCAUGGACAAUCAGCUGCUGAGUGCAGUGCUGAGAGCUCUGCUGCUGGCCACUCACAGAGAAACCAGGAACUCUGUCCUCCACCAGCCACAGAGGUUUGGCCGUGAGUCCAGAGGACAGGUCGUGCCAGAGGAGCACAUUGACGCCCGCGACUGGGAGCCUGUUCCCGGCCAGAUUUGGAGUAUGGCUGUGCCCCAGAGAUUUGGCAAGAAAUAAAAAUGCAGGUUGAUCCUCACAUCAGCGUCCUGACACGAGGCCACGCAGCAGAC
Molecule: messenger RNA, 566 nt
Organism: Thalassophryne amazonica
Lineage: Eukaryota; Metazoa; Chordata; Actinopteri; Batrachoidiformes; Batrachoididae
Gene: npffl
Product: neuropeptide FF-amide peptide precursor like
Exons: 3
Coding region: 127-513 (128 amino acids)
Molecular function (GO): neuropeptide hormone activity
Source: RefSeq, a predicted model, not a curated record